Messenger RNA from Cicer arietinum (chickpea), 1134 nucleotides. RefSeq names its product ATP synthase subunit delta, chloroplastic. Gene Ontology annotation, biological process: proton motive force-driven ATP synthesis. The record is from RefSeq and is a predicted model, not a curated record. Gene Ontology annotation, molecular function: proton-transporting ATP synthase activity, rotational mechanism. NCBI's taxonomy places the organism in Eukaryota, Viridiplantae, Streptophyta, Magnoliopsida, Fabales, Fabaceae.
GAAAAUUUGAAACUUUAAAACUUUCGAAAUAUCAAUUUUAAAACUUAUGAAAAUAUGGUAUUCAAUUUUAUUUAGUAAAAAUACAAACGAAUAAAAGAGGAGCGACGUUGGAGUUGUCACUAAUCACCUUGUACCUAAUAAUCACCAUUCACCAGUCAUCGUUCAUCAAGAAAAUAAAAUCAAAGUGUUGCUUUCAAGUUUCAAGACCCAGUGGCCAAAACUUAUCCUCUCCUUAGCUUCUUCUGUGUUUCUCCAUAAUUCUCUUUUCUCUCUUUUUCCAUGGACACUUUCUCAAGCUCUGUUUCAACCCUCAAAAUCUCAUCACUCCCACCACCACCAACAACAACAAAUCGUGAAUUCCAUCACUUCACAAGAACAAGAACACCCCAUCCUCCACAACCCAAAAAAUCCCAUUUCUCUUCCACUUCCAUACCCAACUUAGCCUCCUCCAAAACCAAAACUUUCUCACACAACAAUCCUUCUCCUUCACCUUCUCUACCGUUCUCUAAUUCCUUAAACACCCCACCUUUCAAACUCAAACCAUCUUCUUCUCCUCCAAUUUUCCAUCACAAAGCUGCUACUGGUUAUGCCGCUGCUAUCAUCGAUAUAGCUCAAAACACCAAUUCCCUCCAUUCAGUUCAAAUGGAUGUUCAGAAACUCUUGAAAUUCCUCCAAAAAUUGAAAUUUCAAUCAGAUUCUGGUCUUAUUGCUGACCCCUCAACGGUUGAGAAAUUGAAAGGACAAGCGGUGAAGAAGGUUGUGGAGCAGGGAAAAUUUCAAAGACACGUGGUUGCGUUGGUGAAGAUGUUGAUGAAGAAGAACAAAUUGGGAAUUGUUGAGGAAGUGUUGGAAGAGUUCGAGAGAAUAUAUGAUGAGUUGUGUGGAACUCAAGUUGUGUUGGUUUCGUCUGAGAGAGAGAUUGAGGAACAUGAAUUGUUUGGGAUUGCGAAAAGCGUGUGGAAAAUUAGUGGGGAUGUGAGGGUUAGGGUUAGGAAUUUGGUUAAACAAAAUAGUUUUCCUUCUUUUGUUUUGUGAAAAGUCAAAUCAAAUCACACCUUUGUGAUUGUAUCAUUUUUAUCUUUAAUGCUUGCAAUGCAACCUUACAAAAUACAUGAGGAAUGUGCUUUUGCCUCA